GCUCCUCCGGGCCGCUAGGGGGUCGCUGUAGCGGCGUGAGACAAAGCGCGGCGGGCUAGUUCUCGUGCGUUCCUCCUCUGGGUGGGCGGGUGUGCAGAAGAUGGCGGAGAGCGGCGCUGACGGUGCGCCGGGCAAGGGCCUGAUCCGGGUGACGGUGAAGACACCGAAAGACAAGGAGGAGAUCGUUAUAGGGGACUCGGCGAGCGUCAAAGAGUUCAAAGAGGAGAUCUCCAAACGAUUCAAAGCCAAGAAGGAUCAGCUGGUACUGAUCUUUGCCGGGAAGAUCUUGAAAGACGGCGACACGCUAAACCAGCACGGCAUCAAAGACGGCCUCACCGUUCAUCUGGUGAUCAAGACGGCACAGAAGUCCCAGGACCCAUCGGCCACAGCCGCUGCUACUGCUGCUGCCGUUGCUGCUUCCACUGCCGCCGCCAGUCCUGCAAGCAAUGACUCCCCUCCUGCACAGACCACCUCUACACCGGAGGCAGAGACCCCCAGAGCAAGCACUGGAACCCCGGCCACAGCCGACAGAACCCCGUCUUCGGGAAUCUUGUCUGGUUUCGGUGGCCUGGCAGGUUUGGGCAAUCUGGGCAUGGGUUCCUCCAACUUCAUGGAGCUCCAGCAACAAAUGCAGCGCCAGCUGAUGUCCAACCCCGAGAUGUUGGCCCAGAUCAUGGAAAACCCGCUGGUGCACAAUAUGAUGUCUAACCCGGAUCUCAUGAGACAGAUGAUCCUGGCCAACCCUCAGAUGCAGCAACUGAUGGAGAGGAAUCCGGAAAUCAGCCAUAUGUUGAACAACCCAGAGCUCAUGAGACAGACCAUGGAGCUGGCUCGCAACCCAGCCAUGAUGCAAGAGAUGAUGAGGAACCAGGACCGAGCCCUGAGCAAUCUGGAGAGCAUCCCUGGGGGGUACAACGCCUUACGCCGCAUGUACACCGACAUACAGGAGCCCAUGUUCAGUGCAGCCAGAGAGCAGUUUGGUAACAAUCCAUUUUCCUCUGCUGGUGGCCCUGAUGGCUCCGCCUCACAGCCUCUGCGCACGGAGAAUCGCGAGCCUCUUCCCAACCCUUGGAACCCUUCAUCCUCUCCUAGCCAGACAUCCAGUGCUGAGGGGAAUGGCGGCUCCACCCCCACCACCACCACCAGCCAGACCAAUCCCAAUCCUAUUUCCAACCCGUUUGGCAUCAGCGGUGCCAAUCUGGGGACAGGCAUGUUUAACAGCCCAGAAAUGCAGGGUCUGCUGCAGCAGAUAUCGGAGAACCCGCAGCUAAUGCAGAGUAUGAUCUCCGCCCCUUACAUGCGCAGCAUGAUGCAGACGCUCGCCCAGAAUCCUGACUUUGCUGCACAG
Rana temporaria (common frog) is the source of this 1348-nucleotide messenger RNA. RefSeq names its product ubiquilin 4 (gene UBQLN4). Gene Ontology annotation, molecular function: polyubiquitin modification-dependent protein binding. Gene Ontology annotation, cellular component: cytosol. The record is from RefSeq and is a predicted model, not a curated record. NCBI's taxonomy places the organism in Eukaryota, Metazoa, Chordata, Amphibia, Anura, Ranidae. Gene Ontology annotation, biological process: ubiquitin-dependent protein catabolic process.